AUGAAGUGCAUAUCUUGCGAGAGCAAAUACGACGGAGAUGCCGGCGCCUGCAAGCAGUGCUACGAAGACCUCAAGGCUAAGGUCGCUUUUCUCACGAUGUCCAAUGAGUAUCCCUUAACCUCCUUCCCCGACGUCGUUCUGUGUGCCUUGGACGACGGCCAUCCCGACGGCCCUGUAAAAGAUAUGGCCCAUACGGUCGUUUUGGCAAGCCGAUCUCCGGUGUUCAGAGCCAUUCUUGAGAAUGGGACAACAAAAAUCGAGUUCUUCGAAUUGUGGCCCCAAGAAUUUGGUGCCUUUAUCAAUUACCUCUACACGGGCGAGAUAUGCCUUGACCAGGAAUUGGCCCGUAAACUUCUUGUAGUGGCUGAAAAGUACCAGGUGCAUCAUCUCCAAGACUUGUGCCAGAAGUUCUUGGUGUCCAACCUCAACUGGGACAAUUCACUUGCGACCUACACCUUCGGCCACGAUCAUAACGACAAGCAGAUCAUCGACGCAGCCUUGAUGGUGAUCACAAACAACAUCGAAAAGCUUGCUUCAAGCAGGGAGUACGCGGAGCUAAAGAGAAGUCAUCCGCAACUUAUAAUCGAAAUCUAUGAACGUCAUUUUGCAUCCUUAUGA
Molecule: messenger RNA, 618 nt
Organism: Prunus armeniaca (apricot)
Lineage: Eukaryota; Viridiplantae; Streptophyta; Magnoliopsida; Rosales; Rosaceae
Source: the annotation of a GenBank genome assembly